Messenger RNA from Salvelinus namaycush (lake trout), 2542 nucleotides. Its product is annotated as galaxin-like. NCBI's taxonomy places the organism in Eukaryota, Metazoa, Chordata, Actinopteri, Salmoniformes, Salmonidae. Bases 627 to 1991 code for a protein of 454 amino acids. The record is from RefSeq and is a predicted model, not a curated record. The transcript is spliced from 7 exons.
AGUUGUAGUGACAUCUCAAGGAUGAUCAAGGGAAAUUGGAUGCACCUGAGCUCAAUUUGGAGUGUCAGUGUGAAUACUUAUGUAAAUGAGAUUUCCGUAUUUGAUUUUCAAUAAAUAUGCAAUAUUUUCUAAAAACUUGUUUUCACUUUGUCAUUACGGGUUAUUGUGUAGAUAGAUGGGUGAGAUCUAUUUUGAAUUCAGGCUGUAACUCAGCAUGUGGAAUAAGUCAAGGGGUCUGAAUACUUCAAGGCACUGUAUAGAUUCAACUUCCAGAGAUUUAGCUUUCCAUGUUAUUACCAACUUGCAAAUAUUUCUAUAUUGUCAAUAUGUUAACAAAAGGAAACGUUGGGGAGACUAAUGCAUGGUCCUGUAUUGUUGAAAACAACUGUUCAGGUUAACAUUCUGGCAUCAACAAUUACAUUUUUUGGGGGUGCAAAUAUCUAAAAGUAUCUGUUAAGGAUUUAAAUGAGUCCUGUCCAGAUGCAUUAAGCUCAAACAGUGUUGCAUAUGAAGCCGUAUAGGAUGCUGUCCCCUUGGCAUUUUUACAGUCUGUGUUGUAGGGGUCAGACCAGCUUCACAUUCUAACCAGUCAGGACCUGAAACUGAUUCAAUUCAUCAAUGAAAAAAUGUCAUGUUGGUUGUAUGGAUGGGUCACAUGCUGGUACAGUCAUGAUGUGUUGUAUGGAUGGGUCACAUGCUGGUACAGUCAUGAUGUGUUGUAUGGAUGGGUCACAUGUUGGUACAGUCAUGAUGUGUUGUAUGGAUGGGUCACAUGCUGGUACAGUCAUGUGUUGUAUGGAUGGGUCACAUGUUGGUACAGUCAUGAUGUGUUGUAUGGAUGGGUCACAUGUUGGUACAGUCAUGAUGUGUUGUAUGGAUGGGUCACAUGUUGGUACAGUCAUGAUGUGUUGUAUGGAUGGGUCACAUGUUGGUACAGUCAUGAUGUGUUGUAUGGAUGGGUCACAUGCUGGUACAGUCAUGAUGUGUUGUAUGGAUGGGUCACAUGUUGGUACAGUCAUGAUGUGUUGUAUGGAUGGGUCACAUGCUGGUACAGUCAUGUGUUGUAUGGAUGGGUCACAUGUUGGUACAGUCAUGAUGUGUUGUAUGGAUGGGUCACAUGCUGGUACAGUCAUGUGUUGUAUGGAUGGGUCACAUGCUGGUACAGUCAUGAUGUGUUGUAUGGAUGGGUCACAUGUUGGUACAGUCAUGAUGUGUUGUAUGGAUGGGUCACAUGUUGGUACAGUCAUGAUGUGUUGUAUGGAUGGGUCACAUGCUGGUACAGUCAUGAUGGGUCACAUGCUGGUACAGUCAUGAUGUGUUGUAUGGAUGGGUCACAUGUUGGUACAGUCAUGAUGUGUUGUAUGGAUGGGUCACAUGUUGGUACAGUCAUGAUGUGUUGUAUGGAUGGGUCACAUGUUGGUACAGUCAUGUGUUGUAUGGAUGGGUCACAUGCUGGUACAGUCAUGUGUUGUAUGGAUGGGUCACAUGUUGGUACAGUCAUGAUGUGUUGUAUGGAUGGGUCACAUGCUGGUACAGUCAUGAUGUGUUGUAUGGAUGGGUCACAUGUUGGUACAGUCAUGAUGUGUUGUAUGGAUGGGUCACAUGCUGGUACAGUCAUGAUGUGUUGUAUGGAUGGGUCACAUGUUGGUACAGUCAUGAUGUGUUGUAUGGAUGGGUCACAUGCUGGUACAGUCAUGAUGUGUUGUAUGGAUGGGUCACAUGCUGGUACAGUCAUGUGUUGUAUGGAUGGGUCACAUGUUGGUACAGUCAUGAUGUGUUGUAUGGAUGGGUCACAUGCUGGUACAGUCAUGUGUUGUAUGGAUGGGUCACAUGCUGGUACAGUCAUGAUGUGUUGUAUGGAUGGGUCACAUGUUGGUACAGUCAUGAUGUGUUGUAUGGAUGGGUCACAUGUUGGUACAGUCAUGAUGUGUUGUAUGGAUGGGUCACAUGCUGGUACAGUCAUGAUGGGUCACAUGCUGGUACAGUCAUGAUGUGUUGUAUGGAUGGGUCACAUGCUGGUACAGUCAUGUGUUGUAUGGAUGGGUCACAUGUUGGUACAGUCAUGAUGUGUUGUAUGGAUGGGUCACAUGCUGGUACAGUCAUGAUGUGUUGUAUGGAUGGGUCACAUGUUGGUACAGUCAUGAUGUGUUGUAUGGAUGGGUCACAUGCUGGUACAGUCAUGAUGUGUUGUAUGGAUGGGUCACAUGCUGGUACAGUCAUGAUGUGUUGUAUGGAUGGGUCACAUGCUGGUACAGUCAUGAUGGGUCACAUGCUGGUACAGUCAUGAUGGGUCACAUGCUGGUACAGUCAUGUGUUGUAUGGAUGGGUCACAUGUUGGUUGUACAGUAUGAUGUGUUGUAUGGAUGGGUCACAUGCUGGUACAGUCAUGUGUUGUAUGGAUGGGUCACAUGUUGGUUGUACAGUAUGAUGUGUUGUAUGGAUGGGUCACAUGUUGGUACAGUCAUGAUGUUUUGCGAUGUUGAAAAAAGUGUCUGCAAAAAUGCCUGCAUUAACCCAUUAAAAAUGUUUUACAGCAGUUGGU